Molecule: messenger RNA, 3546 nt
Organism: Pararge aegeria (speckled wood butterfly)
Lineage: Eukaryota; Metazoa; Arthropoda; Insecta; Lepidoptera; Nymphalidae
Product: sorting nexin-4-like
Exons: 10
Coding region: 84-1343 (419 amino acids)
Biological process (GO): protein transport
Molecular function (GO): phosphatidylinositol binding
Source: RefSeq, a predicted model, not a curated record
CAGUUUGCAAAUUUGCUGAAUAGAUAUUAAUUCUAAUAUUUCCUUUUCUUUUUCUACUGUAAAUAAACUAAAUUUUUGUGAAAAUGUCGGCAGAGGAUUCGCUGAUAAAGUCGUCGAGGUCCCUAACCAAAAUAGAUACUGUGGAGGACUUUGAGAACCAAGAUACGCUAUUAAAACAUGUUGAUAUAUCAAUUGUGGAGUCUGAGAAGCGAGCUAACGGCACGUUGCAUGUACGAGACCAUUACACUGUUUACUUGAUUGACUUGAAAGUGACAGAUCCAGAUUAUAAAAUUGUUCAGUCCAAGAUAAGUACAAUAUGGAGACGUUAUACAGAGUUUGAACAGAUACAUGAUUACCUGCAGGUCACAUAUUCACAUGUUGUGAUUCCACCACUGCCAGAGAAAAGGGUGCUAUAUGCAUGGCGCAAAUCAGACACAACUGAUCCAGAGUUCAUAGAGAGAAGACGGGCUGGUCUUGAGAACUUCCUCCUACGUGUCGCAUCACACCCGCGUCUAUGCUUUGAUGAUCAAUUCAUUAAUUUUCUUCAGCAGGAACAUGGCUGGCGAGAAACUAUCACUGAUAGUGGAUAUAUACUACAAGCAGAGAACAAAUUAAAAUCAUUAUCAGUAUCAAUAAGACUGAAAAAACCGGAUCCAGAAAUCGAAGGCGUUAAAAAUUAUGGCAAACAGCUGGAAACGAAUUUAGGAAAUUUUCUGUAUACAAGAUCAAAAAUUAUAGAGAAGAACUAUGCACUGUGUAAAUUGCACGCCAACUAUGGAAAGCUGUUCAGCGAAUGGAGUGUUAUCGAGAAAGAAAUGGGCGAUGGACUGCAGAAAGCCGGACAUUAUUUUGAUUCAAUAGCAGAUUCGAUUGAAUCGGUGGCUGAAGACGAGGAGCAGUUAGCCGAUCAACUCAAAGAGUAUUUCUUCUACGCGGCCGCUUUACAGCAAUUGUGCGCAAAUCAUGAAGCAUUGCAGCGGGCGUUAGAAAAUGCACACGACGCCCUUAACAAUCGGAUAGCAGAGCGAAACCGAGCCGCGGCAGGCAAGUCCGGGAUCAUGUCCCGUAUAUUCGGCACUACCGACCCGGACAUCGUUCGGGACCAAAGCACGCGCGCGCUUGAUGCUAAGAUCCUCGCCGACAGAGAGGCCAUCGAGAAAGCUAAGAGAGAUUUAGAGGACUUCACGAAAAAGACCUCAGUCGAAAUUGAGUAUUUCCAAAAGCAAAAGGACAAAGAUUUGCACGAAUCACUAGUCGGUUUUAUAACACUACAGGUCAAAGCGGCGAAGAAGAACCUGCAAGCGUGGACACAAAUCAAAGAAUGCCUUCAGAACAUGCCCUGAGCGGUGGCACAAAAUGGCUGAACACCAAAUUACCUGCAAACUAUUUGUAUAAUUACCAUUGAUAUACAAAACCCUAGAUUUAUUACAUUUAGAGUUUCCGAAAAUAAAAAUAAUCCUAGGACCAUGGUUUAUAGCGAUGUGGGAAGCCUUCGUUUGUGUAUAUUUGUUUAGUCGGCUAUUGCAUCGCAUUAAUCUGUGGCUUUUAUUUAUUAGUUGCGCGAUUUUCUUAGGAUGCGUUCGGGGUGUUGGCGAUUUGUUGAAGGCCAAUACCAAUUUUUAUUGGGUACUAGGAAAUACAUUAGGGUUUAAAACAUUCAAGAUGCGAAAACACCUAUUUAUAAAAAUUGAUGGGGAAUCUUACAUCUUACCUGCGCAUUGUAAUUAUGCGCAGGAAUGUUUAUUCCUCGAACCGCUACUCAGAAAAUACUUUUAAAUCAAAUACUACUACAGUUUUAACAUUCGUUACGCCACCUAAAUCACAGUCAUAAAUUAUAGCAUUUUUUAUUAUUGUUAAAGUUUAAAUUUAGAAGUGAAAAAUAUUAUGAAAAAUUGAGAAAGUUGACGUGAUUGUACAGAUUAUUAUUAUUGCAGACACAAAGUCCUAAAAAACUGGGCCCUGCAAACUGAACUUGUAUAUUUUGUAAUAUAGAGUAUGUCACUUUCGACAAAUACAUGUCAGACGCAACUAUAUAUCUUCGGGUUUUUUAUAUCAAUGAUUAUUACUACCUGCUAAACCUAUCAAAAAAUUUUAUAUUAUCACCUUUUUAAAUAGAAACUAAUAUAUUAUGGAGUUUUUAAACAAUAUCGUUUUGGCUAUAUUAAGUAGAAUCAUGAACCAAUUUGAAUAAUUAGAUCUAUAUUUUAGCUAAAGCUGGGUGUGCAUCAAUAAAAAAUGUCGUCGAUUUUGUCGUCAUAACCUAGCGUAACGUUUCUCGCCUAUUAUUUUUGUCAUAUUCAACGCACACAAAUCACUGGCGGUUUUUUGACGAACAUGAUAUUUUUCUUGUAUUAAUGCUAAUAAUGUAGGCUUUAUUGCAUCCGACUCUCCCACUCGUAGAGAUCUUAUGGAGAUACGUACACGUGCACGACUUUUCUUCCAUAUAUUUAUGUCACUUAUUUGGGUAUCAAAUUAAUUGACAGCAGUACAUAGUGUUCCUCAAUAUAACAACUUUCUUGAUUUAACAAAUUCUUCGUAAAUACUUGAAUUGUGUAUAGUUAUCAUCAUCAUCAUAUCAACUAGAAGACGUCCACUGCUGGGCAUAGGUCUUUUGUAAGGAGUUCCAAAUUCCACGGUUUCGACCUCAUUGGGACCAACGCUGCGGUCACCAGUGCUGGGCUGCCAUUCCAGCACCUUGGGACCCCAACAUUUAUCCUUUCUACUCCGCGACUCGUUGAGCAAUGUCGGUAGCUCUGGUUUUCUACGGAUCUCCUCCAUUUCUGAUUUGAUCACGUUGAGAUACUCUGAGCAUAGCUUUCUUCAUCGCCCGUUGAAUGACUCUGAGACUUCUUAUGAGGCCCAUAGUCAAUAAAAAAUUUCCGUAACAUUGCGAACGAACUCUUUCUUAUGCAUAAUAUAUAAUAACUAUCAAGGAAUCUUGUUAACCUAAAAUCUUGUCUUGUCAAAACAAUGUUGAGGUGAAUAAAAGUAUUUUUUUUUUAUCUCAAUAUAACAAACCGAAACUUGAUGUAUCGAAUAUUAACUAGUAUCUUUCCGAUUCUUUAUAUCGAGGUUGCACUUAAGAUAAACUCUUCCAAGGUCACGGUAAUAACUUAACGCACUCGCUUCAAAUGAUCCAUUGCGUUAUAUAAAAUUGUUAAUACAUUUGCAAUUGUUUUUAUCUUAUAAAAGUGGAAUGAUGAUGUAUAAUUAGAAACAGUUUUUACGCAUUGCUGAUCUUGUAAAUAACUAAUAGAUUACAAGCUAAUGCACGCGAGUGCGUCCUCAAAAGUUCAGAUUUUUAAUGAAUGAUCUCAAGAAUUAAAAUAAUAUUCCAAGUAAAAAUAUUUCAUUAUUCAGCGAAACAUUUAUACCACGUGUAGUAUUCAUAUACAUAAUUUUUUGUCGAUGUAGACCCAGCUUAAGAUGACGCUGUAAAUGACGUCAUAAAAAAAUUUAACGUAGGGUAGUGACAGCUAUUUUUGUACCUUACUUUAAUCAAAUUGGAUUACCCUUUAUGUAAAUUACAAAAUUGAAAAUUAUAUA